Messenger RNA from Mus caroli (Ryukyu mouse), 6632 nucleotides. It is a transcript of the gene Dock5, whose product is annotated as dedicator of cytokinesis 5. Lineage: Eukaryota; Metazoa; Chordata; Mammalia; Rodentia; Muridae. The record is from RefSeq and is a predicted model, not a curated record. Gene Ontology annotation, biological process: cell migration; small GTPase-mediated signal transduction; myoblast fusion. Gene Ontology annotation, molecular function: GTPase activator activity; guanyl-nucleotide exchange factor activity; small GTPase binding. Gene Ontology annotation, cellular component: plasma membrane; cytoplasm.
GCUGCACAGCCGCCGGUCCCAGCAGGUGACCGCGGGCGAGCGGGCGUGCGUGCGGGGCCCCGGGCGCGAGCGAGGCGGGACGGCGUAGACGCGGCUCGCGCGCCAAAGUCGCCCAAGUUUUGCCGGAACAUGGCGGAGGAGUCCGGCCGGCGCAGCGGCGCUCCGAGCACGAGUGUCUGUAGCCGCUAGCGCCGCGGGGCGAGGUCGUCGCCAUGGCCCGUUGGAUCCCGACCAAGAGGCAGAAGUAUGGGGUUGCCAUCUACAACUACAAUGCAUCUCAAGAUGUGGAGCUCUCCUUGCAGAUCGGUGACACCGUCCACAUCCUGGAGAUGUAUGAGGGCUGGUACAGAGGAUACGCUCUCCAGAACAGAUCUAAAAAGGGCAUUUUUCCUGAAACAUACAUCCAUUUGAAAGAGGCAACAGUGGAAGAUGGAGGGCAGCAUGAGACCGUGAUUCCCGGGGAGUUGCCCCUGGUUCAGGAGCUCACAAACACACUACGAGAAUGGGCCGUCAUCUGGCGCAAGCUCUAUGUGAACAACAAGGUCACACUCUUCCGCCAGCUGCAGCAAAUGACAUACAGUCUGAUCGAGUGGCGUUCCCAGAUCCUAUCUGGGACACUUCCCAAGGAUGAACUUGCAGAGCUGAAGAAGAAGGUCACAGCCAAAAUCGAUCAUGGGAACAGAAUGCUUGGACUGGAUCUGGUCGUGCGGGACGACAAUGGAAACAUCUUAGAUCCAGAUGACACCAGCACUGUCGCCCUAUUCAGGGCCCAUGAAGUGGCUUCUAAAAGGAUAGAGGAAAAGAUCCAAGAGGAGAAGAGCAUUUUGCAGAACCUGGACUUGAGAGGCCAGGCAAUCUUCAGUACUGUCCACACCUAUGGCCUCUAUGUGAACUUCAAGAACUUUGUCUGUAACAUCGGGGAGGAUGCGGAGCUGUUCAUAGCCCUGUAUGAUCCAGACCAGUCCACCUUCAUCAGUGAGAACUACCUAAUUCGCUGGGGCAGUAACGGGAUGCCCAAGGAGAUAGAGAAGCUGAAUAACCUGCAAGCAGUGUUCACCGACCUCAGCAGCACAGACCUCAUCCGGCCACGCAUCAGCCUCGUGUGCCAGAUUGUCCGGGUGGGCCGCAUGGAGCUGAAGGAGGGCAAGAAGCACACCUGUGGGCUCCGGAGGCCCUUUGGAGUAGCAGUGAUGGAUAUUAGUGAUAUCGUACAUGGGAAGGUGGAUGAUGAAGAAAAGCAACAUUUUAUCCCCUUUCAGCAAAUUGCCAUGGAGACCUACAUCCGCCAGAGACAGCUCAUCAUGUCCCCCUUGAUAACCUCCCACGUGAUCGGAGAGAAUGAGCCGCUCACGUCGGUCCUAAAUAAAGUCAUAGCUGCAAAGGAAGUGAAUCACAAAGGACAAGGUCUUUGGGUGUCCUUAAAGUUACUGCCAGGUGACCUCACACAGGUGCAGAAGAACUUUUCACACCUGGUGGAUAGAUCAACAGCAAUAGCACGGAAAAUGGGCUUUCCAGAAAUAAUCCUGCCAGGGGAUGUUCGAAAUGAUAUUUAUGUCACCCUGAUCCAUGGGGAGUUUGACAAGGGGAAGAAGAAGACACCUAAGAACGUGGAGGUGACCAUGUCUGUGUUUGAUGAGGAAGGCAACCUUUUAGAGAAAGCCAUUCAUCCCGGUGCUGGGUACGAAGGCGUCUCGGAGUACAAGUCGGUGGUGUAUUACCAGGUCAAGCAACCCUGUUGGUACGAGACAGUCAAGGUCUUCAUUGCCAUUGAAGAGGUCACACGCUGCCACAUAAGAUUUACCUUCCGACACAGAUCAUCUCAAGAAUCCAGAGAUAAAUCAGAGCGAGCUUUUGGGGUGGCCUUUGUGAAACUGAUGAACGCAGACGGUACCACGCUGCAGGACGGGAGGCACGACCUGGUGGUGUACAAGGGUGAUAAUAAGAAAAUGGAAGAUGCUAAAUAUUAUCUGACUCUGCCUGGGACCAAAGCAGAGCUGGAAGAAAAAGAACUCCAAGCAUCCAAAAACCCAUCCGUCUUCACACCCAGCAAAGACAGCACGAAGGACAGCUUUCAGAUCGCCACUCUCAUCUGCUCCACAAAGCUCACCCAAAAUGUGGACCUGCUAGGCUUACUAAACUGGCGUUCCAAUUCUCAGAACAUUAAGCACAACCUGAAAAAGUUAAUGGAAGUGGAUGGAGGAGAGAUUGUUAAGUUUUUACAGGAUACACUAGACGCACUUUUUAACAUAAUGAUGGAAAUGUCAGACAAUGAAACAUACGACUUCCUUGUGUUUGAUGCUCUGGUCUUCAUCAUUUCGUUGAUAGGAGACAUCAAGUUUCAGCAUUUUAACCCUGUCCUUGAAACCUACAUUUAUAAGCACUUCAGUGCCACCUUGGCACACGUGAAACUCUCCAAGGUACUGAACUUUUAUGUGGCCAAUGCCGAGGACCCUAGCAAGACGGAAUUGCUAUUUGCUGCUUUGAAAGCCUUGAAGUACCUGUUUCGAUUCAUCAUCCAGUCUCGGGUACUCUACUUGAGGUUUUAUGGUCAGAGUGAAGAUGGAGAUGAAUUUAACGACUCAAUCCGCCAGCUAUUUCUUGCUUUCAACACGCUGAUGGACAGGCCUCUGGAAGAAGCUGUCAAGAUCAAGGGGGCAGCCUUGAAGUACCUUCCCAGCAUAAUUAAUGACGUCAAACUGGUGUUUGAUCCCAUGGAGCUCAGCGUGCUCUUCUGCAAGUUCAUUCAAAGCAUCCCUGACAACCAGUUGGUGCGGCAGAAACUUAACUGCAUGACCAAGAUAGUGGAGAGCAGCCUUUUCCAGCAGGCAGAGUGCAGGGAAGUGCUGCUGCCGCUACUGACAGACCAGCUCAGUGGCCAGCUGGACGACCACUCAACCAAACCGGACCACGAGGCAAGCUCCCAGCUUCUAAGCAACAUCCUAGAGGUGCUAGACAGGACGGAUGUGGGCCCCACUUCAGCUCACGUACAGCUGAUCAUGGAGAGGCUGCUGAGAAGGAUCAACCGGACCGUGAUUGGGAUGAGCCGACAGUCUCCUCACAUUGGCAGCUUUGUGGCUUGCAUGAUUGCCGUCUUACGACAAAUGGAGGACAGCCACUACAGCCACUACAUCAGCACCUUCAAAACCAGGCAGGACAUCAUUGACUUCCUCAUGGAAACCUUCAUUAUGUUUAAGGAUCUGAUUGGAAAGAAUGUGUAUGCCAAAGAUUGGAUGGUCAUGAACAUGACCCAGAACAGAGUUUUCCUCCGUGCCAUCAAUCAGUUUGCUGAGGUUCUCACCAAGAGCUUCAUGGACCAGGCAAGCUUUGAACUUCAGCUCUGGAACAAUUACUUCCAUUUGGCUGUAGCUUUUCUCACCCACGAGUCCCUCCAGCUUGAAACGUUCUCAGAAGCCAAGCGCAACAAAAUUGUGAAAAAAUAUGGGGACAUGAGAAAAGAAAUCGGCUUCAGGAUCCGGGACAUGUGGUAUAACCUGGGGCCACACAAAAUCAAAUUCAUCCCAUCCAUGGUGGGUCCCAUUCUGGAAGUCACUCUGACCCCUGAAGUGGAGCUCCGUAAAGCCACGAUCCCAAUUUUCUUUGAUAUGAUGCAGUGCGAGUUCAAUUUGAGUGGAAAUGGCAACUUCCACAUGUUUGAGAAUGAGUUGAUCACAAAGCUGGAUCAGGAAGUGGAAGGUGGCCGAGGAGAUGAACAAUACAAGGUCCUUCUGGAAAAGCUACUCUUAGAGCAUUGCCGGAAACAUAAAUACCUCUCGAACUCGGGGGAAGCCUUUGCCUUCCUGGUCAGCAGCCUCUUAGAGAACCUGCUGGACUACAGAACGAUCAUCAUGCAUGAUGAGAGCAAGGAGAACCGCAUGAGCUGUACAGUAAACGUUCUGAAUUUCUAUAAAGAUAAGAAACGAGAGGACAUAUACAUACGGUAUUUAUACAAGCUUCGGGAUUUGCACAGAGACUGUGAGAACUACACAGAAGCUGCCUAUACACUCCUCCUACACGCUGAGCUUCUGCAGUGGUCGGACAAGCCCUGUGUGCCCCAUUUGCUGCAGAGGGAUAGUUACUAUGUUUAUACCCAGCAGGAGCUUAAAGAGAAACUGUAUCAAGAGAUCAUAUCCUAUUUUGAUAAAGGCAAAAUGUGGGAGAAAGCCAUCAAACUGAGUAAGGAGUUGGCGGAGACCUACGAGAGCAAAGUGUUUGACUACGAGGGCCUAGGCAGUCUCUUGAAAAAAAGAGCCUUGUUUUAUGAGAACAUCAUUAAGGCCAUGAGGCCCCAGCCUGAAUACUUUGCUGUGGGAUACUACGGACAGGGCUUCCCUUCCUUCCUGCGGAACAAAAUCUUUAUCUACCGGGGUAAGGAGUAUGAGAGGCGGGAAGACUUCAGCUUGAGGUUGCUCACCCAGUUCCCCAAUGCUGAGAAGAUGACCAGUACCACACCACCAGGAGAAGACAUCAAGUCAUCCCCAAAGCAGUACCUGCAGUGCUUCACGGUAAAACCUGUGAUGAGCUUGCCGCCCAGCUACAAGGACAAACCGGUUCCAGAGCAGAUCUUGAACUACUACAGAGCCAACGAAGUGCAGCAGUUCAGCUAUUCCCGGCCAUUCCGGAAAGGAGAAAAAGACCCAGAAAAUGAGUUUGCUACCAUGUGGAUUGAAAGAACCACGUACAGGACGGCCUAUACCUUCCCUGGGAUUCUCAAGUGGUUCGAAGCCAAGGAGAUUUCAGUAGAAGAAAUCAGCCCUUUGGAGAAUGCCAUAGAAACCAUGGAGCUGACCAACGAGAGGGUCAGCAACUGUGUGCAGCAGCACGCCUGGGACCAUUCUCUCUCUGUGCACCCGCUCUCCAUGCUGCUCAGCGGCAUAGUGGACCCAGCUGUCAUGGGAGGAUUCUCCAACUACGAAAAGGCUUUUUUUACAGAAAAGUACUUACAAGAGCAUCCGGAGGACCAGGAGAAGGUGGAGCUGCUCAAGCGACUGAUUGCCUUACAAAUACCUCUGCUUACAGAAGGGAUCCGCAUCCACGGGGAGAAGCUGACGGAGCAGCUCAAGCCGCUGCAUGACCGGCUAUCUUCAUGCUUCCGUGAACUCAAGGAGAAAGUAGAGAAGCUGUAUGGGGUCAUAACACUGCCACCCAGCAUGACGGAGAGGAAGCCGAGCCGCGCAGGCUCAAUGGUACUGCCCUACAUCCUGUCCUCAACGCUGCGCAGGCUGUCUGUCACCUCUGUGGCCUCCUCGGUGGUCUCCACCUCCUCCAACUCUUCUGACACUGCAUCGUCCAGGCCAGGAUCGGAUGGGUCCAUCCUGGAACCACUGUUUGAACGCAGAGCUUCAUCGGGUGCCAGAGUUGAAGAUCUGCCACCCAAAGAAGACAGUGAGAACCGGAUUAGCAAGUUCAAGAGGAAAGACUGGAAUCUGAGCAAAUCACAAGUCAUUGCAGAGAAGGCUCCAGAACCUGAUGUGAUGAGCCCAGGCAAAAAAACACAAAGGCCAAAGAGUCUCCAGUUGGUGGACAGCCGGCUGACACCAUUCCACAGUCCCUCGCCUCUGCAGUCUACAGCCUUGAGCCCACCUCCACUCACUCCCAAAGCCACGAGGACCCUAAGCUCCCCAUCUUUGCAGACGGAUGGGCUGACGGCUUCUGUCCCUCCUCCACCUCCCCCCAAAAGCAAACCAUAUGAGAGCAGUCAGAGGAACUCGGCUGAGAUUGCUCCCCCACUGCCUGUCCGGAGAGACUCCAAAGCCCCACCUCCACCCCCUCCAAAGGCUCGGAAAUCAGGCAUCCUCUCUUCUGAGCCAGGCUCUCAGUGAGGUAGUCGCCCUGGCUUUGCACCUCCGAGUGCCUUGGACCACUGCUGCCUGAGAAUGGCGCCCAGGAAGGGCGGCCUGUGGAUCAGGGCUCCCUUCCAGCGCUGCUUCCUGCACUGAGACGGCGAACGCUGAGUCCCAUCCCCUUCAGCCCGUGGAACAUCCAGAACUGGCCAUCUGUCUGCAUGAACAAACCUUUCCCAUGGUGGCAUGCUGGGCUCAACCACUAACUUGUUAGGCCUGCAGAUGCCCCUGCCUGUGGUGGCACAGGGACAGUGGAGGGGGGACAGCCCCGGCACUGAUGCCUGUGUGGAUUUCUCAGUUAGCUUCUGGACAGCUGUGCUGAAGACUUCCUUCCUUCUCUUCUGCCUGCAUCCCUGACAUGUACAACCUUCUGAAAGAGCCAGAUACUAAGUACACUCCAGGAGCCAGCAUGGUUCUCUCUUCCUAACGUCUACUGUCUCCUUUGAGGGAAAGAGCCCACGUGCAUAGCGGGGAUGGGCCACUCUCAGGUGUGGAUGGCUUCUCUGGAGAUACCGCAGGCUCACAUUCUGACAUUCUCCUGACGAAUGGCCCUGGCCCUCACCACGCAGCAGUCACUUGCUGUGCCUUGGAUUCCAUGGAAGCUCUUUGGUACUUGUUUUUCAUCUUCUUCCUUUGAGCUCAAAUCCUGGGCUCUAAGGGUUCAUAGGAGCCUGGGUUCUACUGGCUACAUUUCCAGACCCCAUCGGAUUGAUGAGGUGGUCCCUGCCUGCUACUUGAUUUUACCCUGGAGAGUACAGUGCAAUAUUCCCUUUGAUUAUUUAUUCCUCUUGA